ACAAAACCAUCCGUUCCCCUGGGCUCUUCACUUUGCUUCUAUGGAACAAUCUUCAUCUCAAAUCAAUAUGUGAAGAUUUUUUCACAAAAAUGAAGCAUUUGAGUGUGCUAGACUUAAGCCAGACUUCCAUCAAAUCACUACCCAAGUCUAUUGCCAAGUUAACACAUUUGAAACUCCUCAAUUUAUCGAGAACAGACAUUGAGAAGCUUCCCAGAUGGUUUAGUUGUCUCUCAAAUCUCCGGUCGCUUGAUGUUAGUUGCUGUGAAAAAUUGAAAAAUCUGCAUUCAGACAUGAGCAAACAUCAGUAUUUGCUGCAGCUAAAUGUGGCAGGUUGCAAGAACUUGGCUUGGAUUCCUGUGGGAAUAUCCAAGCUUGUCUCUCUACGACUGUUGGGACAAGUUGUAUUCAAGUUGAGGGAAAACGCACCAAAUGCAUUGCAGUUGAGGGAUCUCAAAGACCUGACUCGGCUCCAACAUCUGUCAAUUGCAUUCAACGGUCGCUUAAACUCUCAAGACAUAAAAGAGGGGAUCUUUGGAGGCAUGGAGGACAUGCGAAAGUUGCUCUUCGAGAAUUCUGAUGAGAAUUCCAUUGUUCAGCUUCCCGACGACAUGGCAGGCAUGAGACGACUGGAGAUUCUUCAUCUUCACAACUGCGUGGUACCCUCAUGGAUCUCUCAACUUCACAAUCUCAUGCUUCUUCUCUUGAAGGGAGAUGAUUCUCAUAAUUACCAGGGUCUGCAAUUAAUUCCAAACUUAAGGCGGCUCAUCUUAGUGCAGAACAAGCAGUGCAAAGAUUUCCCCUCAGAUUUUGGGAACCCUAUGUCAUUCCCCAAAUUGGAGGCACUGAUAAUAGAAGAUUUUUGGCGGCUGCAAAGAUUUCCGUCCCUGGAAGAUAACGCAAUGCCAAUGCUACAGCAUCUUCGACUGGCGAAUUGCAUGCGGCUGGAAGGAAUACCUCAAGGCUUGGACCGGCUUAACAGUCUAAAAGAGCUUCAAGUCAUCGGCUGUGAAGGGUGCCACCACGAUCUUCAGGAAAAUGGCCAUUAUUGGCCAAUUUUCAAACGCCGUAAUGUCCAAGUGAAAUGCGGAUAGUGGGAACUAUGGUGUUGCUGAAUGUAAAAGUAGAAAAUGUCUAUUUACAAGUAAAACGGGAAAACCGGGAAUAAUGCUCGCAAUCGUAUUCUCUCCUUUCAGAUACAAUCAUUGUCAAAGUUAGCCAUGACUGUCAAACCUAAUCCAUGCACCCUACCGACUUCUUGCUUUUGUUUUGACCACAUACUAGUGUUAAUAGUUUGUUAACUCUGCUUUUUAUAUAAAGCGUGUU
Cryptomeria japonica (Japanese cedar) is the source of this 1323-nucleotide messenger RNA. RefSeq names its product disease resistance protein RGA2-like. The record is from RefSeq and is a predicted model, not a curated record. Gene Ontology annotation, molecular function: protein binding. The transcript has a single exon. Bases 90 to 1091 code for a protein of 333 amino acids. Lineage: Eukaryota; Viridiplantae; Streptophyta; Pinopsida; Cupressales; Cupressaceae.